AUGUGGUUCUGCUGUAUUUGUGUGCUGCAGGGACUGGUACAGCAAUGCCUCGCUCCUUCCUUGUGAGAAGCAGAAAGAGCAGCACACACCAGGGUGUGAGAUACGUGAAGGAGGGAGACUCUCACACCAACGCUGCCUGCCGUCACGUUGAAUAUCUUGGCAGAAUACAGGGCUGUAUGAAUCCAGCCGAGGCUGUUCCCUUUAAGGAAUUAAAAGGCAGUGCUGCAGCUCCGGGAACUCAGGAAUUAAAGUCCUCCUACAGAAAUCCCUGCAGUGACGACUGGGAGCCCUCUGGGACAGACGGUGUCUUUAAGGAGCCCAAGGAGGGUCCGGCUAUUCCUGCCAGCCCUCAGGAAGGUCUGCUCCACACAGGCUCCAGGACAGGUCAGGACUGGAGGCUGCCUUCCUCACCAGUCCUGACCUCAGAUAAGCCCUGUCUGACGGGUGAAUCCUCGCCCCCUGACCUGGGCCUCUCGUUCGGACGGUACUGCUGGCCCGACUGCCCGGAGUGUGAGCUGAAGGUGCUGGUCCAGUCCCUGCUCUCUCCAGGUUUGGAUCUGAGCCGGGCCGAGGGAGAGGGUUCGAGAGAGAGCUCCAGCAACCUGCUGUGCACCCAGCUGCUGCACUGCAGAGCCCCAUACAAGUGUCCCAUCUGCAGCAAGGUCUUCUCUUCCUCACCUGGCUUGGAGACUCACCUGAGGAGGUCACAUGGCAGCAGGCUGGCUUUCCAAUUGGCCGGCUAUGGAAAGGCAGGGGGGCACCCGGUCAGCCUGCUCCCCGAGAGGGGGGUGCACUGCCAGAUCAAGGAGCGGAGUUUCGGCUGCACGGUGUGUGGGAAGACGUUCAAACGCUCGUCUACCCUGUCGACGCACCUCCUCAUCCACUCUGAUACCAGACCCUACCCCUGUCAACACUGCGGCAAACGCUUCCACCAGAAAUCCGACAUGAAGAAGCACACGUUCAUCCACACAGGAGAGAAGCCCCACAAGUGUCAGGUGUGUGGGAAAGCAUUCAGUCAGAGCUCCAACCUGAUCACCCACAGCCGCAAGCACACAGGCUUCAAACCCUUCACCUGCCCCACCUGCAGCAAAGGCUUCCAGCGCAAGGUGGACCUGAGGAGACACCAGGAGAUCCAUGGGGUCUACACCCAGUCCAGUGAGAAGUGAACCCAACCUAACCCAUACUCCCAAACCAAAACCAAAACCCCACACCCCAGCUCUACUGCACUGAUCUGAACUGUGAUCUCAGCAGGGCUUCCUGCGCAAGGUGGAUCUGAGGAGACACCAGGAGAUCUAUGGGGUCUACACCCAGUCCAGUGAGAACUGAACCCAACCUAACCCACACUCCCAAACCCAAACCAAAACCCCACACCCCAGCUCUACUGCACUGAUCUGAACUGUGAUCUCAGCAGGGCUUCCUGCACAAGGUGGAUCUGAGGAGACACCAGGAGAUCCAUGGGGUCUACACCCAGUCCAGUGAGAACUGAACCCAACCUAACCCAUACUCCCAAACCCAAACCAAAACCCCACACCCCAGCUCUACUGCACUGAUCUGAACUGUGAUCUCAGCAGGGCUUCCUGCGCAAGGUGGAUCUGAGGAGACACCAGGAGAUCCAUGGGGUCUACACCCAGUCCAGUGAGAACUGAACGCAACCUAACCCACACUCCCAACCCCCAAGCCCUAAUGCAAUGAUCUGAACUGUGAUCCCCCAUUGUGGAGAGGACAGAGCUGUCAGAAAGUCUGGCAAUCUGGCUCUGGGUAGUAUAGGAAACUGGAAGGAUCUGGAACAAAGGCAAAUGAUUUUCAAGCUAAGGUUCGGACGUUGGCAAUUUUGAGAAGUUCUCAUUUGUGUUUUUUGUUUUGUUUUUGGAAACAAGGCUCAGGGAAUCACUGCACCUUCACUGCCUGACCAAAAGCUCCUCCCCUCCCCUCCCCUCCGCUCCCCAGCUCAACGAGGGGUAAGCGUUGAGCCACGGCUGCAGUUGUACUUUCCGCUUUCAUAACUUUCUUAACUUCCAAUGGCCAGCAAUUGGCGAGCUGAUUCCGCUUCGGUGUACACAGGAGUCCUGCAUUUACCACGCUCCCACUUGAGCAGACACACGCAAAUCUUUUCUAUACCAAAGAAUCAGAAGGCAGCUGGGUCAGACCUAUUUAUUUUUUGCAGUAGCCUGCCCUCUAGUGGCUAAGGCAUCUAAUAGCACUGCCAGCCAGUCUUCUGUGCAUUAUUUAAAGAAUUGAAGUUAAUGUAUUGAGGGAACCACAUGUUUAAUUUAAGCAAUAUAUAUAUAUAUAUAUAUAUAUAUUUGAAAUGCAUGCAUUAUUUUUGUAAAGUGGAUUAAUUUCUUUUACUUACGGUUACAAGGCAGAAUUGUG
Acipenser ruthenus (sterlet) is the source of this 2373-nucleotide messenger RNA. RefSeq names its product zinc finger protein Gfi-1-like. NCBI's taxonomy places the organism in Eukaryota, Metazoa, Chordata, Actinopteri, Acipenseriformes, Acipenseridae. Gene Ontology annotation, molecular function: DNA-binding transcription factor activity, RNA polymerase II-specific; RNA polymerase II cis-regulatory region sequence-specific DNA binding. The coding region runs from base 45 to 1166 and encodes 373 amino acids. The record is from RefSeq and is a predicted model, not a curated record. Gene Ontology annotation, biological process: regulation of transcription by RNA polymerase II. The transcript is spliced from 6 exons.